Messenger RNA from Symbiodinium sp. CCMP2592, 411 nucleotides. The record is from the annotation of a GenBank genome assembly. NCBI's taxonomy places the organism in Eukaryota, Dinophyceae, Suessiales, Symbiodiniaceae.
AUGCCCGAGGUGGACGCCAAAGUUCGUGAGCAGAUCGCUGCAGUUCAGGUUCUCGAAUGGCUGCCUGAGUGGCUGUCAUCAGGAUGCGCCCGACUUGCCGAAGUUUUGGCACCGGAGCCUGCGAAGAACAUCGACACCAAGCAGCACAGUCUGGAGGAAGCGGCAGCCUUGCACCCCGCGGCACAGGAGAACAUGAAGCUCCUCCUCCGCCCGAGCAACUCUCAGUUGUGCCGGCGGCGUCGGACUCUGGGAAGGAAUGAGUGGCCCUUUCUCAUUCAUCGGAGAGGGGGGCUCUUUAUCUUCAUUGUUCGGCACACCGGCGACCGAGGUGGACGGACAAUCGGCAGGCAAUCAAGAUUCAACUUCGCAGCCCUCCUUCGAGCAGAUCAUGCAAGACAUCUGCCGGGAGGU